Molecule: messenger RNA, 1502 nt
Organism: Spizellomyces punctatus DAOM BR117
Lineage: Eukaryota; Fungi; Chytridiomycota; Chytridiomycetes; Spizellomycetales; Spizellomycetaceae
Exons: 7
Coding region: 36-1445 (469 amino acids)
Source: RefSeq, a predicted model, not a curated record
GGAAGAACUUGGACCUUGUUCGCAAAGGGCACGGAAUGAACACGACGGAAAGGGCAGCUACUGAAGAAACGUCCACUGAGGGACGGGGGGACGUAGAGUCAGUAACACCCACGCAACCGGCAGCAAAUGAGAACACCCCCCUGCUCUCCGGUGGCAGCAAUGCGGUUGCUGAUGGCGAAAGACCUCCGGUUGCAAAACCUGCACGCCUCUUGUACUUGGACCACAUCCGUGGUCUGCUCAUGAUCUUGCAGUCGAUUGAUCACUCUCGGCUUUUCUUGUCGCGCAUCGACAUUAAACACGAAGAAUGGUGGGAGAUGCCGGACUACCAUGGAUCUUUGUAUCACUGGUUUGUGCGCUUCCUGACGGCCAUCUGUGCACCAGGGUUCAUGAUGACCAUGGGAUCCAGCAUCUUGCUAUUCACAAUGAGUCGCUAUAAACUGGGUUGGCAUUGGUCUGCCAUCUUGAAACACUUUCUCACACGCGCGAUUGUAUUGAUCAUUGUGAACUCGAUUAUGUAUCCUUCGUGGAUGCUGGUAACGACUGUGCUAUUUGCCCUGGGAUUCGACAUGUUCCUUGGCUCUUGUGUUGUCGCAUUCGAGUCUUUGACCUCAGAACGUCUUGCAUCCUAUUUAUCGCGGACGCGCCCAGCACAAGACGCGUAUAAGAUGGCGGUCUCCGUAUCGAUCGCUGCCUACGGGAUUUCUGCAGCUGCUAUCACGUCACUCGCUAGCUUUUAUACGCCCAGCGUCGAACACGCGAACGACGAAACUAACUGGCUUUGGCGACUCUUGUUCUUGCCGCACCUGCCACCAAAGGAUGGAUGGCUAUAUAGUAUGUACCCACCAAUCCCUUGGUUUGGUAUGGUAUUAUGGGGAAUUGCCCUGCAACGUGCCGUAUCCGUUUUCAAGCUGAAGCCAAGAGACGUGGGAAUCGUGAACGCGGCAUUGGCUGUGGUUAUGUGGAUCAUUUUUAUUCCGAUUCGUUUGAAUGAAGGAUAUGGAAAUAUCAAUCCGGGGGAAUUGCAUCCUUCGCCGCGCCAUUCAUUUAUCAAUUUCUUUAACCUUACCAAGUACCCACCAUCGGUUGCAUACACAACUUGCACGCUCGGCAUCGUGCAUGCCCUAUGUGCAUUAUUUAUUCUCGCGGAAAUUAGAUUAAAGGAUACUAUAUGGGCUUCAGAUCGUAAUCCCCUCGUCGUUUUCGGUCGAUCUGCCUUCUUCUUCUACGUACUACACUUUUAUGUAUACCGGGGCUUCCGCCAGGUGCUUUCUCUUGUCGGCGUCAUAUCUGGCGGAUCGGAGUGGCAAGACCAAGAGUAUAAUCUCCCAGAUCCUUGGUAUUGGUUGAGCUGGGUGGUCGGCCUUGUCGUUCUUUAUUUUGCCUGCGAGAGAUAUGGCAGAUUCAAGGCGGGCACCUCACCCGAUUCUCUAUGGAGAUUGUUCUAAAAAUAAUGAAUAUAAUAAAAUAUUAUAUUGGGGUUUACGUUCGUUGCUUUCGACAAA